Musa acuminata subsp. malaccensis (wild Malaysian banana) is the source of this 1648-nucleotide messenger RNA. RefSeq names its product E3 ubiquitin-protein ligase HAKAI homolog. Gene Ontology annotation, molecular function: ubiquitin protein ligase activity. The record is from RefSeq and is a predicted model, not a curated record. Gene Ontology annotation, biological process: regulation of cell adhesion; protein ubiquitination. NCBI's taxonomy places the organism in Eukaryota, Viridiplantae, Streptophyta, Magnoliopsida, Zingiberales, Musaceae.
AUCAAUCGAACUCGUAAUCGCGAGGGAGGAGAGCGGCAGAGGACGAUGCUGCAGAUUCGACUGCGGAAGGUAUCGGCGGGGGACGGCGGCGGAGCGUCGGUGAAGCCUCACCCGCUGGCGAACACGGUGACGGUGGCGUGCCCCGACCACCUCAACAUCGCCGGCCUCCCGGUGGCCAAGAGCCUCGGCGCCGUCACCUCCUCCGCAGCCGUCCGAACCGUCGGCCGCCGCUCCCGGCGCAACCUCGGCGAGCGGGUUCACUUCUGCGUGCGUUGCGAUUUCCCUAUCGCCAUGUACGGCCGCCUGGUACCAUGUGAACAUGCUUUCUGUUUGACAUGUGCAAGAAGUGAUGCUAGCUGCUGCCUCUGCAAUGAACGUAUUCAGAAGAUCCAAUCUAUCAAAAUGAUGGAGGGCAUCUUUAUAUGUGCUGCUCCUAACUGUCUAAAGUCCUUUCUCAAACAAUCAGACUUUGAAUCUCAUAUUCGUGAGGCUCAUGCUGACCUUCAAUCCAAUACCAAGGAGGGCGGCACUGAGACUGAGGCAAGUGCGUCAUCUAUCAAUUCUUGUAAGCAAUUAUUACUGCAAGAGACAUCCAUUGCUGGUGCACCACCAAUGUCAGGCUUCUCCCCGAGCACAAACCCUCAGAAUCACUAUCGUGAUGAAAGAACUCGUCACCAACAGUCUAAUGAUCAUCCAUUUUCGGUGGUGCCACUUCAUUUGAAGCCAAUGCCAUUCAAUGGCCCCCAACAGCGCCAGCCAGGUGAUAUCCAGGCAGACAAUAACCCACAUCCCAACAGCUGGGUUAAUCAGCCCCAAAGUUUUUUGGGCCAGGCUGGUUCUCAGAAUCGACAAGUCUCUGAUCAACUGCUUUCCGAGAAACAAGGGAAUGCUUUCCAGUCCUCAUCCUCAAAUUACCCGCCAUCGCAACCCCCUUUACUGCCAAACUAUCAGUUAUCUAUAAAUUCCAACCAGGCCGUAGUUCCUCAUGCAGCAUUUAGUUAUGCUCAUCAUUCUACAAAAGGAUCUGAACAAUAUUACAAUGCUCCCUACGAAAUUCCACACACACAGCAGGUGCCAACAGGUGGGCCAGCAGAGGGGUCAGUAUUAGGGCCUUCUCCGGCUUCAGCAGGAAUGCCAAGUUUUCCAGGCAGUGCACUAUGCCUUUGGGGUUCUGGCCAGAUGAUUGUACCCUUGAACCAACACUUCAUGCGAGCUCAAGGGGUUCCAGAGCGAUACAUGAAUGUGACGGAUUCUCAGGGAAGAAUUCAGUCGAUGCAAGGUGAUGGUCGUCAGAUUUCAGGAGGAUGGCUGCUGAAUCAUUCUCAAGUUGGUCAGCCAUCACAGCUCCAAGGUGUAUCAGCCGUUCAUAGUGAUAGUAAGGGUGUCUUGGCACAGCAAGUACCACUUCCACCGCCACAACCGCAGCCUCUACCGACGUCUCAGCAGCUUAACGCCGGGAAGGUCUCCGGUUUUAGCUCUGUAAAUCAAUAGGAUCAGGACUAUGGUUAGCAGAAUUGCAGUAAUGGUUUUGCCAAUUUUUUGCUUUUGUUGAUGCGAUGUACAUUGCCCCCUGAAAGUUAUUCCGGCGAGUGUUUUGAUCGGUUGAAUGUCGUGUCUGAUUAGUGUAAUAAAUUCUCCUUUUACCUUU